AGCAUUUCACCCACGCAGCAGUCACUUCGUCGAAUCCCAUGCCAAAGUGAUAAACCCGGAAAGCCCGAUAGCUCCUGACGUAAACGUUUUUCACUGCUUUUGGGGCGGAGCUUGGCGACAGUGAAUGUGUGGUCGGGUGCAGGAGCCAGCCGAGCGUGUUUUGUAAAGUGUCGUUUGUUGCGCUGCCUCGGCUAGGAAGAUGAAGCGACAUCGUUAGCAUCAUGAAAGGUGGUAUCACCAUCUGCUUUCAGUCGGUUGGAGUUUAGCAUUACUUCUAAAAAGUUUGUCCCCGUUCCGAUCUUCCUGCUGGCCUGGGAUGGAAUGUUACACAUUUGAUGGUCGUUGUCGUUGUCCCUGGAGCGCCGCCGCCACCAGCCACGACCGGAGCGCAGACAACGGUCCCGUCCGACGGCAACAUGCGGGAAAAGAUUCCUAAAGUGCCCACCGGCUGCAACUAGCCCACGCUGGCAUUCCAACACAGCAGCAGCAGCAGCAGCAAGUAAAACACGGCCUCUCAUCCCAGCCAACUCUGGGCCUCGAAAAAGAGCAAAAACAUUCACACACCAAGGCCCAACACCACCACGCAGUCAGCAAAUUCGCACGCGUUCGAUGAGUGGCGGACAGAUGCAGACGGCGGUGGGGUGAUGAAAGUGAUUAAUCACCGGCGAGUGCCAAAAGCGGAGGUGCUUCGCGGACGGGACGUGGACGCAUCCACGGCGUAAGAAUCGCUCGGACACUUGAAGGUUUUUCGGUUUCGUUACUGCGUUUUGAGGUUGAAGGUGUUUUUUUAUUCUUCUGUUUUUUGGACGAAGCCGAAUAGCAGUGUGAGUGGGCGUGAGUGUGUGCAAGGAAGGAAAUAUUACAAGCCUUAAGGGCAGUGGAAAGUACCAUCAUUGCAGCAAGUGCUCGAAGGACGUACUCAAUAGCUUGCGGGUAAUUGGUAGCUUCGGGGAAGUUUUCAGAGUUCCAACGCCUAAAGUACUAACGCCGAGGCACUUGUGACGAUUAAAUGUUUUCGUAGAAUUGUGAGAAAGAGAGAGAGUGUGUCAGUGCGUGUGUGUGCGAGGGAGGCAAUUCAAGAAGUCUGAAUAGUAUAGGUCGCAUUUGGAGUGUGUAUGACUUCCGGUUAACUGGAAGCUUCCCAAGGAGUGGAAAGCUUUGAAAAGCUUUACCAAAAAAAGUUCAGAAAUUUUUUGUGGUGGUCGCAGAAGCGUACCUCUUCCCAUAUCCUUCAUAUCCAACAGUGAGAGUGUGUGGAAGCCAGGACCUUCGGGAGGUUUCCGUCCCGACCACCAAGCCAGCCCACCCCAACACUCGCCGGCAGGUAGUUUGCGCACUUGGAGGAUCAUUGAAAAAUUCCACCGAAUAGUAUGGCUUCGGUCGCCGCUUGGUUGCCAUUCGCACGGGCGGCGGCCAUCGGCUGGGUGCCGAUCGCGUCCCAUCCGCUGCCGGCCCCGCCCGUCUUCAAGGACCGGCUGCGGUCGGAGGACGAGAAGCUCAUCAUCAACGUGUCCGGCCGGCGGUUCGAAACCUGGCGCACGACCGUCGAGAAGUACCCGGACACACUGCUCGGCUCGAACGAGCGCGACUUCUUCUACGAUGAGGACAGCAAGGAGUACUUCUUCGACCGCGAUCCGGACAUCUUCCGCCACAUCCUCAACUACUAUCGCACCGGCAAGCUGCACUACCCGCGGCACGAGUGUCUGCUCAGCUACGAUGAGGAGCUGGCCUUUUUCGGCAUCAUGCCGGACGUGAUUGGCGACUGCUGCUACGAGGACUACCGCGACCGGAAGCGCGAAAAUGCGGAACGGCUGAUGGACGACAAGCUGUCGGAGAACAGCGACAACAACCUGCAGCAGCUGACCAACAUCAGACAACGGAUGUGGCGCGCCUUCGAGAAUCCGCAUACUUCCACUGCCGCGCUCGUGUUCUACUACGUCACGGGCUUCUUCAUUGCUGUAUCUGUGAUGGCGAACGUCGUCGAGACGGUACCGUGCGGGGUGCGGCCGGGCCGCGCCGGCACACUGUCGUGCGGCGAGCGCUACAAAAUCGUCUUCUUCUGUCUGGACACGGCCUGCGUGAUGAUCUUUACCGCCGAGUAUCUGCUGCGAUUGUUCGCCGCCCCGUGCCGGUGCAAGUUCGUGCGCAGCGUGAUGAGCAUCAUCGAUGUGGUCGCCAUUCUGCCGUACUACAUCGGGCUCGGCAUCACGGACAAUGACGACGUGUCCGGGGCGUUCGUGACGCUGCGCGUGUUUCGCGUCUUCCGUAUCUUCAAGUUCUCGCGCCACUCGCAGGGUUUGCGCAUCCUCGGCUACACGCUCAAGUCGUGCGCGUCCGAGCUGGGCUUUCUGGUGUUCUCGCUCGCGAUGGCCAUCAUCAUCUUUGCCACGGUCAUGUUCUACGCGGAGAAGAACGUGGACGGCACCAACUUUACCUCGAUUCCGGCCGCGUUCUGGUACACGAUCGUCACCAUGACCACGCUCGGCUACGGUGACAUGGUGCCGGAAACGAUUGCCGGCAAGAUCGUCGGUGGCGUUUGCUCGCUGAGCGGUGUGCUGGUCAUCGCGCUACCUGUACCUGUAAUCGUGUCCAACUUCAGCCGCAUCUACCACCAGAACCAGCGGGCGGACAAGCGGAAAGCACAGCGGAAAGCACGCCUUGCCCGAAUACGAAUAGCGAAAGCGGGCGCCAGUGCGGCGUUCGCGAGCAAGAAGAAGGCGGCCGAGUCGCGCCUAGCGGCGCAGGAGUCUGGCAUUGAACUGGACGACAACUACAACGACGAAGACAUCUUCGAGCUACAGCACCAUCAUCUGUUGCGAUGCUUGGAGAAGACUACGGACCGGGAGUUUGUCGAGCUAGAGACGCAGUACAACGGGCAGACGAAGCGGCCAGGAUCGCCCUCACCGAUGGCCAGCCCGUCGCACUCGGCCAACACGGCGACCGGAGCUACCGGAUUGCUCCAGUCCUGCUGCGGACGGUGCUGCUCGCAGCGAUAUCAGGAAAACCGGGAGUCUGGAAGGAACUCCUUCGAGGACACGGGCGACGAAUUGGAAGAGGCUGUUGGAAGCAAUGGGGACUGUGAGCGUACGGGCACCAGUGCAGCCAAGUAAUGAACCAUAAAAUAAUGAUCCCUGAUGAACUACACCUCAGCGAAUCAAUGAUGCCAGGAGGACGAUAUUCCGCUACGGGAAAGGAAGAAAUCAUAAUAAACUGCGCGCACCAGCGUAGAGAAUAUCGUUCUGGGUGACUUUUCUCCCCCGAUGGAAAGUGUGGCGUAACGCAAGAUCGUAACAGUAAAUGACGAGCAUAGCACAAGACCUAUGGAACUGCGCGCAAACAACAACAAUGCCCCAAAACACAGAAACGAACGCCACAGGGACGCUGAAGAUCCGGCGAAGGAUGCAGCUUUUCCCUUUUAUCCUGGCUCAUCUUCGGAAUGAAACGGAAAGCGCCAAUAUCACGAAAAGAUGCUGACCAAUUCACCAGCAUUCAAAGCAAAAAAGGGAGAGAACACAGAAAAGUUUAGAAAUUAAUCUUUUAAUGUUAAUUCGAAGUGAUACCACCACCAUGGUCAGAUGCAGGACGUAUCGUGGAUGUCCUGCGAAUGUAUUUUGUUUUCUUCGGGUGGGGUCAUGCGAAUGAUCAUUCAAAAAUAAAACAAAAAGAUGCCCACGAUUUGCAAAAACGACAAAACAAAAAACACUGCUCCAUAGGCCCACCGUGCGGGGAGCGUGCGUUAGCUGUACGGUUAGGAAGGAAGGAAGCAAAACCAAGUGUUAGGCGUGACAACCCCAUCUGCUAGGCAACUACUGUAAGCUGUGGCACUACUUUAUCACAAAUUACUACGUAAAUGUACAGCGUUACUCUAUUUCGCAACUCUAUCUCUUAUCAGACGAAGAUUAAACACACAGGCUAUUUUAUCGAAGCAAAAAACCACACACAUACACACAUAGUUAAGCCAGGCAGCAUCAUAUAGCAAGAGAAAGAGAGAGAGAGAAAGAGCGAGAAGGAUAGAAACUGUCCUGUGUUUUGGUGGUUAAGCUGCAAAACUGUUACUGUUAUAGCGAAGAUCGUAUCGUAUUUUCGGUUGUUUUUUCUAUUUACUACUUAAAAAUGGUUACUACCCCGCAUUAUGACCAGUAAGCCCUGGCUUCAUCCCCGUUACUUCGUGAACUGUUACCUGAAAAUAACCCAACCUGUCCCAGUUUCACUCUUAAUCGUUCUCUCCAUCUCUCUUCCACACCCCCUUUUGAGGAAACGGUAGCAUAGCGAAGUUAGCGAGGGAGCUACUGCAGGAGCAAACGAGGUUAAUGGCAAUGUUCUUCUACUACAACUACUAUUAUCUAUUACUAUUACCGACUAUUACCUAUUAGCUACUUAGGAGAGAAGCGUAGCACAAUGCAUAGUGUGUGGUUUACGCUUACGCGGUGAACAAUUUAGGAUAGCGCGUUCGAUGAAAAGCGAUACUGCGUUAGCUGUUUAACUGUCUCUCGAACCCUGGGGUACGCUACUUCCUGAACUGCACGGAGGUAACUGAACAAAACAACAUUUACUCGAAAAUGGGCAGAACAGAAAGGGAGAACACAUCAUACACACACACAAAAACAAUAUAGCUUUAAACGGAUUACCAAAACAAACAAAAACCCACUCAGAAACCCGAAAAGAUACAUACGAAUAUCCCCUGUCUAAUGAGCCAGAAACAAACUGCAACCACUGACAGCUGCAGAAUUGCAAUAGAAGAGAACAGAACCAGAUUGGUUUUGGUUUGUUAAGCAAAUCACCAUGUUUCCCAGUGCUAGACGUCACAUAUCAAGUGUGAAGAGUUACUGCGGCAGUGACCGCAAUUGAUAGUGGAAGAAAAAGCAUUACUAAAGCAUAAAGACAUGUUGGAAGGAAUUUAGAAACUCAAUGCAAAGGUAAUGCAAUUAUUAAAAGAAGGGGAAACUAGAUUAAAAGAAGAGAAAACUAGGGGAAGCGAUGAUAAAAUGCAAAUAGGUAAUAGUUAAAGAACGCGAGGGGUUAAAGAAUGAAUGCAAAACAGCAUUUAAAUGUUGCGAAAAGUUUCUUUGUUCAUUUCUAUCUGUUCUGUUUCGAUGUUUGGUUAUGUUUUAAACAAAAUUAAAAUACAGAAUACUGUUUAACACUAUUGAGUUGAAGUUGGAUUAUUAUUGCAUUAACCAUCUGAUUUUAUUAUAAAAAACAUAAAAAAGCAAUAUUUUUUUCUUUUUGACUAGGAGAAUGAAAAAAAACACAUCCAUGUUUUUUCUACCCGACAGCAUUCGAUUUUAACUAUUAGUCCUGCACAUAAUCGGGCAGGUGGUGGUAGAUGAUGUAAAUAAGAAUACCAGUCAGACACAAAGCUAACAAAAUGAACCGUAGAUAUACCAAAGCAUAAACAAAUCUCCUAAAAGGAUGCAUGCACCAGACACUGGGCAGGGAGUUUCUUGCCUGACUUGCGGCAGCCUUUUCCUUCCUUUUCGCUCCAUUUCGUUUCCACUCGCUUUAUGUAUCUUUACUCGGUCGAAAUCACGAGCCACAAACUAUCACUGUGCUCGCGUGUAUGCGUGUAUCUUUUCCAAUUGCGUAUUUUAACGGUUCCUUUCGCUAAACAUAGAAACAAAACAAAUACUACACGUUACUGUUAGAAAAAAUAAAGCACCACUCUUUAUUUCGAAUCGUGUAUGCAUUAAACCAAUCUUCCAGCUAGAACUGUGAAUACUACUUUAAUGAAAGGUAACUUAUAAAUAAUCGAGUAAAGUGACGUGAUUGUUGUUAAUUGAUAGUAGAGUAAAGGUGCGAUGAACAGGUAAAAGAAAAUAAUUAAACAAAUAAACACACACACACAAGCAAACACAUUUUUAGAAUAAAUCAAUGAAAAAAGAAACAAAUACACACAAAGUGUAAUGUGUUGAAGAAACGGAAACAGAACGAAAAUCAAACAAACAAAACGAAAAGUAAAUCACUAGAACGUAAUUAACAAACAACUUACAAUAGCGAGGCAAAGUAAUGCAAAGAAGCAGAAUUGGAAGCUCGUUGUCCAAUAUAAAAGAAAGUGGAAGAGACAGAGAAUACAAGAGGAUGGAAAACGAAAAAACAGCAUAGCGUAAGGAAACAAUUGUAAGGCUAAUAUCAAAUAUUGAUGGAUGUUAUAAACAUUAUUGUAAUACUUUUCAAUACAAAACCAACAAAGAGGAGAGGAAGGAAAA
This is a messenger RNA of Anopheles coluzzii, 6206 nucleotides long. It is a transcript of the gene Shal, whose product is annotated as potassium voltage-gated channel protein Shal. The transcript has 9 exons. Lineage: Eukaryota; Metazoa; Arthropoda; Insecta; Diptera; Culicidae. Gene Ontology annotation, molecular function: protein binding; A-type (transient outward) potassium channel activity. Gene Ontology annotation, biological process: protein homooligomerization; potassium ion transmembrane transport. Gene Ontology annotation, cellular component: membrane; voltage-gated potassium channel complex. Bases 1371 to 3110 code for a protein of 579 amino acids. The record is from RefSeq and is a predicted model, not a curated record.